Sphaeramia orbicularis (orbiculate cardinalfish) is the source of this 851-nucleotide messenger RNA. RefSeq names its product sodium/bile acid cotransporter 7-like. The coding region runs from base 31 to 705 and encodes 224 amino acids. The record is from RefSeq and is a predicted model, not a curated record. NCBI's taxonomy places the organism in Eukaryota, Metazoa, Chordata, Actinopteri, Kurtiformes, Apogonidae. The transcript is spliced from 9 exons. Gene Ontology annotation, cellular component: plasma membrane.
UGGUUGCCUAGGUUACAGACUGUCAGCUGUAUGCCCCCUCCAGUGUCCUCUGCUGUGAUUCUGACCAAGGCUGUAGGAGGCAACGAGGCUGCUGCCAUCUUCAACUCCGCUUUUGGAAGUUUCUUGGGGAUCAUAGUGACUCCAGUGCUGCUGCUUCUGUUUCUGGGCUCUUCCUCCUCUGUUCCCUUCUCCUCCAUCUUCUCUCAGCUCUUCAUGACUGUGGUGGUUCCUCUGAUCCUGGGUCAGGUGUGUCGCAGUUUCCUCAGGGAGUUUCUGGAGCGGCGGAAGCCUCCGUUCAGCGCCGUCAGCAGCGCCGUCCUCCUGAUGAUCAUCUACACCACCUUCUGCGACACCUUCAGUAACCCCCACAUAGAGCUGGACCCCACCAGCCUGCUGCUCAUCGUAUUCAUCAUUUUCUCCAUCCAGCUCAGCUUCAUGCUGCUCACCUUUGCCUUUUCUACCAGGUCUGGUUCAGGAUUCAGCCCAGCAGACACUGUGGCUGUUGUGUUCUGCUCCACACACAAGUCUCUCACUCUGGGUAUCCCUAUGUUGAAGAUCGUGUUUGCGGGUUAUGAGCACCUGUCUCUGAUCUCGGUUCCUCUGCUGAUCUACCAUCCUGCUCAGAUCCUGCUGGGCUCCGUCCUGGUGCCCACUAUACGCAGCUGGAUGACCAGCCGACAGAAGUCUAGUCUGUUGUUGAGGUAGUUCUGCCUUUCAGCGUGGCGUCCUUCCCUCAGUGAGUAGAAAACUAACACAUAUGGAGCUAAUCGACAUCUCAUCUAAUUAUUAAUGUAAUCCAAUCCUUCUUGCCGUUCUGAUCUGGUGUCAUCACGAGGGAGUGGGUCCAAACG